Chiloscyllium plagiosum (whitespotted bambooshark) is the source of this 1016-nucleotide messenger RNA. RefSeq lists its product as uncharacterized. Gene Ontology annotation, biological process: negative regulation of interleukin-12 production; positive regulation of interleukin-10 production; negative regulation of T cell activation. Gene Ontology annotation, cellular component: cell surface. Gene Ontology annotation, molecular function: signaling receptor binding. The record is from RefSeq and is a predicted model, not a curated record. Lineage: Eukaryota; Metazoa; Chordata; Chondrichthyes; Orectolobiformes; Hemiscylliidae.
CUGAUAAUACAACUUCCUGUUACUGCUGUUGUUUUAGCUUUUCAGAAUCAGACAUUUUUCUGUCAGAGCAACAAUGAAAGACUUAUUCAGAAGCAUCAUGAUAAAAAGAGUUAUCAUCUACUUGCUGACUGUGACUGGUGUGCAAACAAUAGAACUUCACACUAAUGGGAAUGUAACAGUUAUGGAGGGUCAGUCAGUUACAUUAUGGUGUGACUCUUCUAAAGAUGCAAAGAUAGCAUUAGUUGAAUGGAAGAAAUCCAGCAACAAAACAAAACUUGCAGUGUACAGUCCAAACGGUACACAUCAUCAUGAUAAGCGAAUAACAAUGGAAGUCAACAGUCAUCGUUCCACAAUCUCAAUCAAAAAUGCUCUCAAAGAUGAUGAGGACUGGUAUUUUUGCAUAUUUCAGACCUUUCCAAAUGGAAAACAGGAGUACAAAAUAUAUUUGGAUGUAAAAGGUGAUGAAGGGAAAUCCCAAGCCUCUUCCUAUCUAGCCACUUAUGUUGUCAUUGGUGUGGUUCUGGCAGUGCUGGCCAUUGGCAUGAUUCUUUUGUUGCUACACUAUGUUCAUAGAAAGUCUAGAAUCAACAUUCCAAACCAAAUCAACAUUAUCCUGAAAAACACAGAUGACACCGAUAACCAGGACAACAAAUUACCACUCAACAGGCCGAUGGUAACCAACAGUCAAUAUGAAGACACAGGCAUUGAUUAUAUGAGUAUCUCACUACAGUGAUAAUAUUCAGUUUCAUCGACAGACUAAAAAUUCACCAGUUCUGAGAAGACUGGAUCAUUUUGCGCUUUUUCAUUGGUGAAAUCAUGCACCAAGUAUUAGUGAAGAAAACAUGUUAAGGAUAAGAUGUGAAAACUCAACACAUGUAGCUAUUAAUCAUGCUUAAAUUUCCAAAGUUGCCAUUGUGUUUAAAAUAAUUCAUUGACACAGAAUUGCAAGUAAACCUUGAAAAUAUUCUGAGCUGAAAAUGUGUUGCUGGAAAAGUGCAGCAGGUCAGACAGCAUCC